Molecule: messenger RNA, 4635 nt
Organism: Onthophagus taurus
Lineage: Eukaryota; Metazoa; Arthropoda; Insecta; Coleoptera; Scarabaeidae
Product: lysine-specific demethylase RSBN1L
Cellular component (GO): nucleus
Source: RefSeq, a predicted model, not a curated record
AUGUUGAGGAGACCUUUUUUCUUUUUAAAUAAUAGCUAUUACGAAAUUCAAAAUAUCUAUCCUAUUUUACGCUUCAAAUCAGUGGCGUAACAACCACACAAACUUACCAACCUUCAUAUCGCGUCAACUCAACUUACAUAACUAACAAUAAAAAUUGGUUUUGUUGCUAUUUUAUUAUUUCAAACGUGAUUUCUUGGUUGAAUUGCAAAACAGAUUGUAAAUUAGUAAAUAAUUUUGAAUAAGUAAUUGGGUACGGUGUCAUGUUACGCCACUGUGUCUGCAAACAACCGGUAACAAUAUGGCGAUAAGUUUGCUCGAAACGUAUAAACGGCGUUAGCACGUUUCGUCGAAAAUAAACGAAAAAAAUAACGUCGUAAAGACGUACCGAGUAGUCGUUUGAUUACUUCCGGCUGUGUUCGGUGCGUUCGUGUUGUGUAUCCGGUGAAUUAAUGUCACAAACGGCGUCGAUUGCGCGAUUUCUAACCAUCGUCCGGGCAUAGUUUUCGGUUUGUUAUGGCGUCAAACGAAGACGACAGUUCUUUCUCCAGCCCGGAAACGAAAUUAAACCCAUCAACAGCAUCCAACGAACAAUCCAACAGUUGCCCGUGUAUUAACCAAGAAAAAAAUGAUAUUAAAGAAACUUUUUGUACAAAUAUGUACGACUCCGAAAACAAUCAAAACUUUGGUGUAUCACUUCCAAAGGUAUAUUAUUCGCCAGAAAACAUAGCUGUCGGUCAUGAAUCCGAAUCGAUUGACGUUGAAUCAAAGACGGAAAAAAUUCUUAGCGAUUCGCCUACAAGCUAUGAAAAGGAGAAUAAUUAUAACAAUAACGGCCAAGUUGAUAAAGAAAGUUGGAUUUUACAAACGCUGGAAGAAGUGAAAGUGAAGGGCCAAAAGCGGGCGUUAAACACGACAGUUGAUUGCCCGAUUGAAAAGAAAAAGCGCGCUUUUGAACCGCCAAAUCUAUUAAACCACGAUGAAAAGAGUUUUAAUUGUAAUAGUAAAAUUAAUUGUGAUACUUCGGAUAAAAUUAAAACUUACAAACCGCUUAAUAAUGGACACACAUUAAACGGAGUUGAAUCCGAGUCUGAUACAGAUAAAGAAAAUAAUGACAGCGUUUGUAAAGAUCGUGUUACUAAUGAUGGUGUUGAGGAAACAGAUAAUGAAAUACAAAGGUUCACGCGAAAAUUUCGCGCUAAAUCGUUAGAUUUACAGAUAACAUCGACAAAACCUUUCCAAACUCCAAGAGCGAAAAGUUCCACGGAAAUGAUUUCGCACGAAAACAUUGCAGAAUUCAUUGGAACACCAUGUCAGAUAAAAACAGAACCCCAAGAAGUCAAAUUAAACGGCGACAUCAAAGAGAACAAUCACAAGAAACACGAGAACAAAUCAAAAUAUGAUGAUAAAUACAAAAAUAAUCACAAACCAAGUGACAGAUAUGAUAAAAAACGCGAUUACUCGAAAGAUUCGAGUCGAAAACGCAGUCAUAGUCACAGUCACAAUGACAAACACGAAUCCAGUCAUAAAAAAGAUAAAAAGGAAUCGAGUUCAAGUCAUAGUCAUAGAAAAGAGUCGAGUAGAAGUGAUCGACAUCAUCGACAUCACUCUUCAAAAUAUCGCUCGUCUAAAGAUGAUAAAUAUACAUCAAUAGGCAUACAAGCUUCUGGAAGAGACGACGAAAAACGUCGUCACGAUCGAAAGAUUAUUGAACCAAGACCGCGAUUAAUGUUAUCCGGGAAUUAUACAUAUCCACCAUCUGAAUUGCGUUUAAAAUAUGCCAAGUAUUUCCAUAUAGAAACGCAUUCAAACGGAGGCGCAAAAGUUGUUCACGCCUAUCAUGAUGAAAUAAAACACUUAACGGGCCAAAACUUACGAGAUUUAGUCGAUGAGUACUUUCGAUUAGCUUUUGCGGAAGACGAAAAUCAUCGCGCUAUUUAUGUUAUGGCGAUUGUACACGGAUCCGGGGCGCAUAUUCCCGAUUUAUUAGAUUAUAUGGCUACCGAACAUCCGGCUGUUAUUGUGAAACAUGGAUUUUUGAAUAGAACGUCCGAUUUAGAGACGACCACAUUCCGACAAUACAAUGAAAACGUUAUUCGCAAUUAUGAUAACGGUACUUAUCGAUUUGGACCAUUACACCAAGUUAGUAUUGUUGGAACAGCGCAUGAAGAGGUUGGGGGAUAUUUUCAGGACGUUUUAUCUAUUUUAGAACAAAAUCCGUUUCUACAACAAACGAUGCCUUGGGGUCAAGUAUCCGGUGUUCACAUGCACCCAACAGAUUCAAAUGACGGCCCAAUACUGUGGUGUCGCCCAGGGGAACAAUUAGUACCAACAGCUGAUAGUAGAAGUCCGGCGAAACGGAAACGAACCGGCAUAAACGAGUUGCGGAACCUCCAGUACCUUCCCCGAUUAUCGGAGGCGCGCGAACAUCUUUUCGAGGACCGAACGCGAGCUCACGCCGAUCACGUUGACCACGGGCUCGAUCGCCGCACAACGGCCGCCGUUGGACUCCUAAAAGCCAUCCACGCAGGCCGCGACGAAGGAAAAAUUAACCGAAUUACGAAAGAUGUCGUUGCAUUUGACGCAAAAGAUUUUGAGAUUAUAUCAGAAAAGUUACAUUUGGAUUUACAUGAACCUCCAACAUCUCAAUGUAUAUCUUGGAUAGAAGAUGCUAAAUUAAACCAGUUGAGGCGCGAGGGAGUGAGAUAUGCAAGAAUAAACCUUUAUGAUAACGAUAUUUAUUUUUUACCAAGGCGGAUAAUUCAUCAAUUUAGGACUGUUAGUGCAGUGACGAGUGUUGCAUGGCAUAUAAGAUUAAAAAUGUAUGGAGAGCCCGUAAAACCAGGCACAGGUCCCGAAUUUUUAUCAUUAAAUGGUACAUUAAUUCCGGGAAUGGCGGAUAGACCCAUAGCAAAAUCAGAUCAAGUGAAAGUGGAGCGUGAAAAAGAAAAAGAAAAACACCGCGAGAAACAAAACACCACGAAACAUACUUCAACUAAAGAAGAAGAUUUAAAGCGACCCCACAAAGGUGAUAAAUCCGAAAAUCCUCAUAGCAGACAUUACGACAAAGAUUACACGCCAAGUAAACAUAAAAGUUCGAAACGAGAUCGACAUGACGACGAUAAAAAGAAACACAGGCACAAAUCGUCGUCAGAUCAUCAUCAUAGAUCGUAUACAGAUCAAAAUAAAUCGGUUAAAAAUGUGUUAAUUUCUUCGACGGGAAGUUCCCCUGAAAAUAUAAAGAAGGUUGAGUCUAAAGAGGUGAAGGUACAAAAAACUGAUAAUCACGAUGUUGUUGUGAAAAAGUCAGACAGUGAAGUAAUAAAGAAAACUGAUGAUGUGAAGAAACCGCGACCACCAAAAAUUAAGAAACCCGAAAGUAUCGAUGUUCUCGGUGAUAUUCUUAAACAUAUGACACCGAAAAAACAAUAGUUAACGGUGUUUUAUUGAAAGUUUUAAAUUAAUUUUGAGGUUGUUUAUUAAAAAAAUUUUUUAAUAACGUUUUAGUUAUUCAAUAUUCAGUUCUAAUUUAUUCAAAUAACCUCAAAAUGAUUAUAUUUCCUUUUUUAAAUAUAAAUAUGUAUAUAGUAUAUUAUAAGCAAAGUUGUACACCAAUUUCUAUCAUCUUUGUAUAGUAUUCAGUUGAAUUAAUUCAUUUAAUUAAUUUAGGAGUUUGCUUUUUAGAUGUUUUCUUUCUAAAUUUUUCUCGACGAUUAUUUAUGCAGCUAAUUUAUAUAGUAAUAUAUAAUAAGUUCGUUCUAGAAAUGAUUGUUUUCAAUUUAUUGGAAUAAACAUAAUAAAUAAAUAAUAAAGAUCUCGUGAGAAACACUUUUUUUGGAGAAAAUAUAUAUAUAUAGGUUCUAUGAGAGUACUAUUUUUAGGUUACGUAUUUUUAGCUAUUUAUGACGUAAGUGAAAAUAAAACAAUAUAUAAUUAAUUGAUUAAGAUGAUAUAUGUGUAUAUAGGCCCCUUUGUACAGAUAGAUUUUUAAGGUGUACAGAUUUUUUUAUAUAGCAAGAGUUGUUACGAAAAUUAAAAUGUAUAAAAAUGUUACAUAGAAAAAAUAAUAAUAACAAUUAAUACAUUCACAUAAUUACAUCACUUCUAACGUCGUAAACGUUUAAUCGCUUUAUACUUCCCGUUUUAUGACUAAUUCUCAAUCAAAAAAGAUUAACUAAUAAAUGAUAGGCAAAAAAUUGAAGUAAUUAUGUGGAUACAUAUAUUACAAGUAUAUUUUCCUAUCAACAAUUCUUUUAAAAUAUAUAAAUAUAUACAUAUAAAAAGUGUGUAAUAAAAUAAAAAGUUUUGGAGCGAUAUAAAAUCUACUUAUCUACUAUUUAAAAAAAAACUUUCUUUCUCCAACUUAAAAAAAUAAAUUAUCACUCAAUAUUUUUUAUUUUAUUAAACACGCGAUUAUAAACAUUUGUAUAUUACCCAAUAUUUGCAAAAAAAAAGUAAUAAAAAAGGUUUCAUUCCUUUUUUUAAGAUUUUCUUGGUUGAUAACUAGAUUAAUUAAUUAUAAAAAUCGGAUCCCCGUCUUGGCUUAUGUUGGCCUGUUGCAAUUUACAUUUGUGUGAUGUGUAUCGUCUUUUUCGUUUAUAGAUUUACGACGAAAGAUUAAAAAUGAAAUUCAGCAAA